Lates calcarifer (barramundi perch) is the source of this 2502-nucleotide messenger RNA. It is a transcript of the gene ap3m1, whose product is annotated as adaptor related protein complex 3 subunit mu 1. Gene Ontology annotation, biological process: endocytosis; intracellular protein transport. The record is from RefSeq and is a predicted model, not a curated record. Gene Ontology annotation, cellular component: clathrin adaptor complex; cytoplasmic vesicle. Lineage: Eukaryota; Metazoa; Chordata; Actinopteri; Centropomidae. The transcript is spliced from 10 exons. The coding region runs from base 208 to 1464 and encodes 418 amino acids.
GAUUGGCUUGUCUGGUCGAGUCUAGCCUCGAUCCACUCACUCUUUUUGAAGCUAAAAACACGGCGUGAGAGGCGUGCUGAUGACAGAGAUACCGUAACUGCAAGGUUUCGGCUGGGCUGAGCGUCUCUUUCAGCAGCUCACACAGUUCUGCCAUAUUGGCACCGAGUUGUACACUCCUGAUACAAUCAGCUGGAGUUAGCAGCUGAGAUGAUCCACAGUCUGUUCCUAAUUAAUCACACGGGGGACAUCUUCCUGGAGAAACACUGGAAGAGUGUCAUCAGCCGGAGUGUGUGUGACUACUUCUUCGAGGCGAAGGAGAAGGCGGUGGACCCGGAGAAUGUGCCCCCGGUCCUGCAGACCCCACACCACUAUCUCAUCACCAUAUACAGGGGCAAGCUCUUCUUCCUCUCCGUCAUCCAGACUGAGGUCCCCCCGCUGUUUGUCAUCGAGUUCCUGCACAGAGUGGCAGACACAUUUCAGGACUACUUUGGAGAAUGCUCAGAAGUAAUUAUCAAGGACAACGUGGUGACAGUGUACGAGCUGUUGGAGGAGAUGCUGGACAAUGGCUUUCCACUGGCAACAGAGUCCAAUGUCCUCAAGGAGAUGAUCAGGCCUCCCACCAUCCUGCGAUCAGUUGUCAAUACACUUACAGGAAGCAGUAAUGUUGGAGAUACGUUGCCAACAGGUCAAUUAUCCAACAUCCCGUGGAGGCGGGCUGGUGUUAAAUACACCAAUAAUGAGGCAUAUUUUGAUGUGAUAGAGGAAAUAGAUGCCAUUCUGGACAAAUCGGGCACAACAGUAUUUGCAGAGAUCCAGGGUGUGAUUGAAGCCUGCGUGAGGCUCACUGGGAUGCCUGACCUGACUCUGUCCUUUAUGAAUCCUCGUCUUCUCGAUGACGUGAGUUUCCACCCGUGUGUGCGGUUUAAGCGCUGGGAGUCGGAGCGUGUCCUCUCUUUCAUCCCGCCAGAUGGAAACUUCACACUGAUGACCUAUCAUGUUAGCUCUCAAAAUCUCGUAGCCAUUCCAGUGUACGUGAAGCAGAACAUCAGUUUCUUUGAGACGGGAAAUUGUGGUCGCCUGGACAUAACGAUCGGACCCAAGCAAACCAUGGGGAAGACGGUGGAGGGCUUGAUGGUCACUGUCCACAUGCCUAAAGCUGUGCUCAGCACCAACCUCACAGCCUCACAGGGAAACUACACCUACGACCUCGCAACCAAGGUGCUGGUUUGGGACGUUGGAAAACUGAACCCCCAGAAGCUUCCUAACCUGCGAGGCAGUCUGAGCAUGCAGGCGGGAGCCCCCAAACCUGAAGAGAACCCCUCACUCAACAUUGACCUAAAGAUACAGCAGCUGGCCAUAUCAGGUCUCAAGGUGAGUCGUCUUGACAUGUACGGAGAGAAGUACAAGCCAUUUAAAGGGGUCAAGUAUGUGACUAAAGCGGGGAAAUUCCAAGUGCGAACCUAAGUGAUGACUGUCAGAGGCCAAAGGUCAACAAUCCAAUGUGCCAAAUAGGGGGCAAAGUUACCACACUGCUGAGUCAGCUCUCCAAUAAGUCUUACAUAUGCUCAUGGCUCAUUGUUAGAAUGCAAAAUCGUUCAUUAAUAACAGUUAUUUAUUAUGUGUUUGGCAUUACAUAUAUGUAUGACUGGAUGAUAUGUUUGGCCUGUAAAGGGAUGCCUUAAUAAUCAAUGUGACCUUUUUGAAGUGCUAUUAGUUUCUACCCAGUUUAAUUGUGCUGCAUUGUAUGAAUCAUUCCUCUAUCUUUUUGGACUAUUCUUUUUUAUUUUUUUCUGUUUCUUUUCUGUUUUUGUCUAACACCUUCUGAGUGUUGCCUAAGGGGAAUAUUUCAGGUUGAAAAGGGACACUCUCAGCUCACUGCCUUGCUUGUCACUACUUCAACUCACCUAUACAAUCUUACUUGCAUGUUGCCUGAAAGUAAGCAGCCAUGCCUUUGAAAACCAUUUUACAUAAUAUAAGGUAGCCAGUUUUAUACUUACACACACAUAUGUGUAUAUAUAUAUGUGUUUAUUUUUGAAAAAUCUAAUGUAGUAUCUACUUUCUGAGUAGCUGCAGUGUGUCUUAAGGCACUGUCUUUAGUGCAGGUAUUUUUGCACACAUUCACUCUUCAAUGUGGCCUUGUAAGAGUAGGUUUAAGUGCUUUGUGAAGCACACACUACAGAACAAACCACAUGUUUUCUAGGCCUGAGGGAAGUACAUCUUAAAUUUAUCUUAUAUCUAAGGUACAUAUUUUGACUUAGGAAGGGAGCACAACAAUCUUCAGGGCCUAGAAAUGACCUACUGAUUCACACAGUCUGUUGGGAACAGUUGUAUAAAAAGCACUCAAAUCUAUAAGAUCCUCUUCACAAUCUUGAAUGCAACUUCUUUACUCAGCACAGCAUUUGCACAAUCUAUUGUCCAUGUGGAAAAUACUACUUAAAGCUCUGGUAUGAAGUUGAAUCUGUAUUUUAGUGUAUAAGAUGUCUUAUAAAAGCUUUAAAAUGA